GUACAACUCCCAAGUACUUGGCCGGUCCUGUACAAUCGCUAUUUAUGUUGCAUUAACCACUGAAGCUUUUCUGAAUUCGUCCAGAGUUUUGUCCGGAGCCUCUUAUUUAUUGAUUUCAGCUUUUAAUGAAAGAGAGAAGAAAUUGAUUUAACUUCCGUUGGUCUAACUAAGUAUUAGUGAAAGUAAUGCUGUGGCAUAGCUCUCUCCUUAAUUACACUGCCAUUAAUUCCAGAAUUAAAUGAGGAGGUUUAAUAAAUCAGAUUUAUGUGGUGGAACAGAUCAAUUACCUUAUGCUGUGUUAGACUGCAGAUUCCUCUCUGGGAGACUGAUCGAGCGUCGCUGAGUGGCAACAGCGACUCCAGCGUCAAGUAUGAAUUGUAGCCGAGCCGGGAUGUUCCCAAUCGCCUUCGGUGUUGGCCUCCAGCUCUUUCUGUGCUAUGUGUUGGCUGAAUCCACCUUCUUGGACAACGCGUUCCCAUUACAAGCAGCAUUGGCGCCUGUGGAACAUAAAAAGAGAAGCACUAACAAAUGUUGUCUGCUGACCCCUCCACCACCCCCGAUGUUUCCACCACCCAUCUUCAGGGAAAGCAAAAGUCUUGAAGAAUUAAAUUUGAAGAAUUUACCUUUGGAAAUAAAGACAACUGAAUCUUCAUGUAAAGUGAUAGUUGGACCUCCUGGACCACCAGGCCCACAGGGUCCACCAGGAAUUCCAGGGAUUAGGGGACCAAAAGGCGAGCAUGGAGAGAUUGGAAGGCCGGGAAGAAAAGGGAGAACAGGGUUACCAGGCCCCUAUGGACUGCCAGGGCCAGCAGGCUCCCCAGGACCAAUUGGGCCCAAGGGUGAAAUGGGUGAUCAAGGAUUAAUGGGAUUGCCAGGCGCAAGAGGACCAAUGGGCCCGAAGGGUAUGAUGGGACAUAAAGGUGAAAAGGGGAUAAGAGGUGAACGAGGUCAACAAGGAAUCAAAGGAGAAAUGGGUGUUAUGGGUCUUCCUGGAAUGCUUGGACAGAAAGGUGAAAUGGGUCCAAAGGGAGAAUCUGGAGCCCCUGGACACAGAGGACCUGUUGGCAGACCUGGAAAGAGAGGGAAAUCUGGACUAAAAGGGGAAAUGGGUCCAAGAGGAAUGAUAGGACCUUCAGGCCCACCAGGACCAUCUGGUCGCCCUGGUCCACCUGGGAUAUCUACAUCAGGUCGCUUAAUUGUCGGACCAAAGGGUGAAAGAGGACUCCCAGGGCCAGUAGGAAGAUGUUACUGCAAUCUCCCUCAGACUGUAAGCAAUCCUUCAUAUAGUGAGCUCCCACCUUUGGUCAAUUCUCCACAAGUACCAGUCAUAUUUGUUGUGGACAAUGAAGAAGAGCUGAAAAAGCUGAACACCGAAAAUGCACUAGCUUUCCGGAAAGAUCAGAGGUCAUUGUACUUCAAAGACACUGUUGGAUGGCUGCCGAUUCAGCUCUCUCCUACACAGCUUGCAGCUUCUUCGUCACAUUCAGCAGGGUUCUGUGGAGACGGAGUAGUUCAGGAGGAAAAUGGGGAAGAGUGUGAUGAUGGAAAUAAGAUUGUCACCGAUAGCUGUAUAAAUUGUAAGCACGCCUACUGUGGAGAUGGAUAUGUGUGGAAGGGAUUUGAAGAAUGUGAUGGCAAAGAUUUUGGUUACCAAACCUGUAAAACCUAUCUUCCCGGGUCUUUUGGGGAUCUGAAAUGUACAUCAUAUUGUUACAUUGACUCCACGAGCUGUCGGUAUUUCACAUGAGACUAUGAAAAACGGCUGCUGGGACAUGUCUUGUUGAAACAAAUUCAUCUGGUGCUAUCACAGAACCAACAGGUUUGGGCUGCACAUACACUUCCUCUGUUCAAUAUAACCAUAACCAGCAGCUGGAAGACUUUUAGAUAGUCGGAUUCAUUUCAAGUGAUUACCUGGAUGGCAAUUUGGACCAUUGCAUUUUGUCUUAAAAUAAAAGCAACGUCAACCACAAAAGGUACGAAAAGGAUGCUAUUUGAUUUCCACUGAGACCUUUAAAGUGUACAUAUACAUACAUAUUACACAUAUGUGUAUAUAUAAUAUAUUACAUAGCCAUGUCUAAAGACUGCUCAUCCGCAUUGGACGAUUCUCAGGCAGAAAUAUCAAAGAUGUGAUAUUGCUCCGCAAGAGACUGGAGUCAAAACUGCCAUACCUCGACUGUGCACUGUUACUGACUACCGUAGUUUUGUACCUGGACUUACUCAAGGAACUGACUGGCCGAAUUCUUGGUGCUGUGUUAAUACAGUGAAAACAGGAAAAUGACAAGAAUUCAGUCGCUGAAAUGUGAACUACUAUUUAUUGCAUUUGCAUGGAUAUUAUGCACAAAGAAGCAAACUGCAAAAAUCACUCUUCCGUAUCUUGAUUGCUCUUGGCUCAAUCAGCUAUUAUAUUAUAGGGUGUCAUGUUCUUAGGAUAUACACACACACACACACACACACACACACACACACACACCUACUCAUGUCCAAUAUUUGGAUAACUUUCCUUCAAAACAACGAAUAAUGCUACAAAUCUACCAACUAAGCCAAAUGGUUGCCAGCUGAAGCUGGGCUGUAACAUAUACUGCACAGAAAAGAUUUGAUGCUUGGGUAAAUGUGAGUGGUGACAGAUGUAGCAAAGGAUAGUUGGCUUUUUCUUGCUUCUCAGAGAAUUUUUCAUUUUGAAUACAAAUAAUGUUCAGCAGAAUGUGCAAUUUCAUUCUUAAAAUGCUCCAUGCCAGAGUGUAGUAUUCACCUAUCACCUAUAUUUAUAUUUCCUCACGUUGUUUGAGAGUGUGUGUUGGAGUCAGACAGACACAGAAGGAAGCUGUUGGGUCCAGUCAACCUCAAUUCCUUGCUAUAUUCCUGUGCAUUUAUUUGCCUCUAGUAUCCAUCCUGUUAUCUAAUGGGCAGUGAGUUACAGAGGUGUGUAAAAUGGUUCUUCCUCACAAUAAGUUGUAUCACUUGCCCCAAGACUUUAAACUUGGGCCACUUAGUCCUUGUCCCAUCCACUAAGGUGAAUAGCUUUUCUUUGUCGACCUUACCUAAACCUGUUAUUAUCUUGUAAGCUUCUAAUCAUGUUCCUCCUCCUCAAUCUCAUUUGCUCCAAGCCUCUCCAGGACGACUAGUAGCCUGUAUCCCUGGAACCAUUCUGGUAAAUCUCUGGACCAUCUUAAGGACCGUCACAUCCUACAGUGCUGACCAAAGCUGGACUCAGUACUCUAGUGCACAGAGUGUUGGCUGUAGGUGCAAGAAGAAUGAUGCACAAACAGCCUCUUCCUCCCUUUACUGGCAUUUUCAUUCUUCCUACAGUUAAACUAAGUUUAAAAAAAAAAUUAUGUUUGACAUGGUACAUUGCCUUGCAUUCAGAGCUGAAUCUGACACCUUUCCCGAGUCCUUCCCCAUACUCAAACAUCUCUCUCUCUCUCACACACACACACACAGUGGCAGUACAUAAAUGGAUGAAUAGAUAGAGUGCAUGAACUAUAGAUAUCACAAGCAAUAAGCUGGCGUAAGUGGAUAUCAGUCUGCCACUAGAAAUGUAUAUAGUAAGAUGGUCAUUGUGGUUAAAAUGUGAUUGUUUUAUCCACUAGCUUUCACAAGAAUUGUCGCUAUAAUAUAUGUAAUAUUGCAUGUCCAUAAUACUAGAAUUUAUA
Messenger RNA from Hemiscyllium ocellatum (epaulette shark), 3650 nucleotides. RefSeq names its product collagen-like tail subunit (single strand of homotrimer) of asymmetric acetylcholinesterase (gene colq). Bases 371 to 1747 code for a protein of 458 amino acids. Lineage: Eukaryota; Metazoa; Chordata; Chondrichthyes; Orectolobiformes; Hemiscylliidae. The record is from RefSeq and is a predicted model, not a curated record. The transcript is spliced from 18 exons.